Molecule: messenger RNA, 930 nt
Organism: Penicillium verhagenii
Lineage: Eukaryota; Fungi; Ascomycota; Eurotiomycetes; Eurotiales; Aspergillaceae
Exons: 1
Coding region: 1-930 (309 amino acids)
Source: RefSeq, a predicted model, not a curated record
AUGCCUCGUUUCAACUUCCUCCAGCUGCUCGUGGCAGUGUUGAUGCUACUCUCCGUGGCCAUUGCCACUGAGCAGCGCACCGAGGACAACAUUGUCCACCGUGAGUCUCUCCAGGAAAUUCUCGCCGGGACCAAUGCGAACAGCAUUCACCGUGCUCUCCAUCUCUUGUCCGACAAGUUCAAAGACGGCAUUUUCCCAACUGACAUGAGUGCCGCCGAGGCCCUGCAAGGUGAAGAUCAAAACAUUGCCAGUAUCUUCAAGGUCAUGAAGCGGGAGAGCAAUGCGACCGCCAGUGCAUCUGCCAACCCUGCCACCUCCACUGAUGCCGCCACUACCACCGAUUCAAGCUCCACUGAUGCCACCACCGAUGCUACCACCUCCUCCACUGCCUCUACCACCUCCCCAACUGAGUCGACCGAUAGCACCAGCUCUACCACUAGCACCAGCACCAGCGUAACCCCCACUUCCACUGAUGCUACCACCUCCACCACGGCGAGCACCCCGGCCUCGACCAGCUCGACUUCCACUUCGACUUCCACCUCUGCUGAUACCACCAGCACCACGUCUGCGGCUCCCACUACCACUACCCAGACUACCUCCACUUCCACCUCAAGCUCUUCGUCGUCGUCUAGCUCGUCCUCCACCUCAUCAUCCAGCUCCUCGUCGAGCUCGACCACGCACACCACUCUCACGACCUCUGCUAGCCUGAGCACUUCCACCUUCAAGAGCACCACCACUCUGCCUAAUGGCAGCCUGAGCACUAUCACUGAUGUGACAGUGGUGCACGUCACCCCCACCGCGUCGAGUGCGACCACUACCACUUCGGCCCACCCUGGCCUCCAGACCGGUGGUGCUGCCAUGGCUACUGGCCUUGGCCGUGAGGUCGUCGCCAUGGUCGGUGGUGCUGUCCUUGUCGCCAUGGCUCUGUAA